AUGGAUGACGACGCACCAGUUGACCAGGAAGCGAGUGUCCAUGCAGAGGCAAGCGCACCCACUGGUCACCACGUGAUCGAGAUGGAACCACCGAAUCGAGCAACGAGACAAACGAUCAGAUCUGAAGGUCCGAAUUAUCCCUAUCAUAAGGAGACAAAGAGGCUUUUGUCGCGCUCACAUAGUCACGAUGAUUUAAAAAGCCUAGUGAAAUGGACAAAGAGGCUGAUAAAGCCCGAUUGCCCAUCUUCAGGUACGAAUCUGAGAAAUCGAAACAAGACAAAUAUCACAAUUGUUGAGCACAUGAUAAAUGCGAAGCCAACGUUUACUUCGGUUGACAGUGUGGGGAAGCUGAGAUCAGCUCUAGCUGCUGAAAGCACGGCUUCACAAAGCCACCUUGUAAGCGCUCAACCAAAGCUGAGACUUUACAUCGUGGAAGAUCUCUCAGUAGAUGUUGUAGAACUACUUGGCUCACAGUUCAACGUGGAUCCGAUGUUUUUCAGUACACAAUACGACCGUCCGGGAAGGAUCGCGGAAAAGCACAAAUUCACGAGACAUCUGGAAUCCUCCGAGGGCCUGAGACUCCAAAUCUCGAAGAAGCAUCGCAAAUGGUUCAACAUGGACAACGUCAGGGUAUCUUGGGAAGACGGUGAUGAGAUGGAGUGGAAAUCUAUCAAUGAGCAACAAAAUACUUUCAAUGUACACAGGACUAUGGAUCACUACAUUGCGCCGCAGAGAUUUGGCGGCACUGUCCUAACUUUGACCACUCGAACGACGUUUUGGCUGGACAAAGAUGUAUGUGCAGAAUGGCUCAAAAUGCGUCAGGCUUUCAACAUAAUCCUAGACGAUGUUGAGUCUGUAUUUAAUUACAGUGUCGACCAAGCGGAGAUGCGCACUGUGAUUGAUAUGAAUCUCACAAGUUUAGCCAGGCUGAACCUCCAUCUUCCAAGGUGGAAGAACAUGAUUGUUGCUACCCUGGAGGACGCAUUUCCAGCAGCUGCGCAUCUGAUAUCAUCGACUUCUCACAAGGGUCAGCAUGAGGAGAAUGACCUACUGCUUGGCCAAGUUGUCCCCGACCUAAAACGCAUUUUGCAUCAUCUUGGGGAACUAGAGGCUCGAGCCACUCGAUUGACUGACCGGUGCGUGGCUGAGAUGCAGUUACAAGCCGCUCGCCAGAGCCUUGCUGAGAGUCAUAACCUAGCUCGACUUUCUUGGCUUGCAACAAUUUUCGUUCCGCUCACUUUUCUCUCCGGUCUGUUUAGCAUGAGCCAAGAUAUUGGCUCGUUACAAUAUUGGCACACCGCUCGUCAGCGUUGCAUUGGUGGUGGCCAGAUGGGGACCGAGUAUCGCCUAUAA
Messenger RNA from Parastagonospora nodorum SN15, 1353 nucleotides. RefSeq lists its product as hypothetical. The transcript has 4 exons. Bases 1 to 1353 code for a protein of 450 amino acids. Lineage: Eukaryota; Fungi; Ascomycota; Dothideomycetes; Pleosporales; Phaeosphaeriaceae. Gene Ontology annotation, molecular function: metal ion transmembrane transporter activity. The record is from RefSeq and is a predicted model, not a curated record. Gene Ontology annotation, cellular component: membrane. Gene Ontology annotation, biological process: transmembrane transport; metal ion transport.